AUGCUUGGAAGACGAAAAACUCCCAAAUCUCCAGGUUCAGAAACAACAAUGACGAAUAACAAUAAUAGACGAUCACCCAAAAAUCGUGAUAGUAUUAGUAGUGCAAGAGAUAAAGAAAUACAAAAGGGUGGAAUUGAUCAUGUUGGUAACGGAAUUACAGAAUACACAGCAUAUGUAAAAAAACGACCAGAACACGAAUAUACAGCAUAUGCAGCUAGUCCUUUUUCAAGAGAAGAAGAGUUAGUGAGAAAACUCUUAGAAUCAGAUCAAGCAUCUGAAACAUCGUCAGUUCAAGGAGUGAUUGCAAGAAUACAUCAUCGUCAUACUAUCAAUACAAAUAAUUAUAUUACAAAUGUUUAUCAGAAUAAAUUUUUUUUAAUUUGUUUGAUUAUAUUAAUUAUGACUGUAAUUUAUAGUAAUAAUAGAAAUUAUAGCGAUAACUCGCCAUUAUCAAAGCUUGAAUCCCUUGUAAGAUUUCAAUUCUGGCAAACGGAUGAUAAUACUUUUAAAAUAAAACAUAUUGUUGAAGGAAAAGGUAACGUUUUAUCAGGCGAUGAUAACGAUACGGUGCUUACUAUAGACGAUUUGAAAGCGAUUAUUAUGGACGAGGUUAAAAAUUGUAUGGGAAAUUCAGGCAACAUAAAAUCCAAUGAACCGAAUCCUGAUUUUUUUCGUUCAUUAAUAAAUUCAGAAGUUAAGUCAAUAUGUUUAUCAGAACUUAAAAAAGAAACUUCACAAAUCAAAAGCGAAACACAAAGAUACAGAGGUAGAAAACAAGAAAGACAAGAAUUACUUGAUUUGAUACGAAAAGAAGCUAAGGAUAUUGUAUCACAAGAACUUUUGGUGUUUUCUCAAGAUAAAUUGAAUCGACCAGAUUUUGCUCUUCAUUCAGGUGGUGCCAAAGUUAUCAGUAGAUUUACAAGUAAAACUUAUGAGCUUUGGCCUGAAAAAUGGUAUCAAAGAUUAUUUGCAUAUGUAUCAGGUCAAGGUAUAUUAAGAGGCAAACCACCAGUGACAGCUAUUUCACCAGACAUCAACGUUGGACAAUGUUGGCCUUUUCCAGGUCAGGACGGUCAAAUAGCAGUAUUAUUGAAUAGACGAGUUUAUGUCACCGCAGUUACCUAUGAUCAUGUUAGUAAACGUGUCGCGGUGGAUGUCCUUAGUGCACCCAAAGAAUUUGAAGUUUGGGGAAUUAUAGAUGACGGAACUGGUGGCAGAACCAAGAACACAAAAAAUAUCGAUUAUGAAGAUGAUGGUGAGGGAUUGUUUAUGGAGUCUAAAGAGGAAGAUUGUGGUUUUCGUCAAGACGGAGAAUACGUACCAAAUAAAAACAACGAUGAUGAUGAUAACAAUGAAUCAAAAUCUUUUGUUGAUAUUGAUCAAUCAUUAGAAAAUAUCACGACGGGUGAUCUUAAACUUGGAACUUCAUCGCUCCAUUUAUUUUUAGGUCGUUACACAUAUGAUAUUGAAGGAUUACCAAUACAAACAUUUGAAGUGCCAUCAGAUCUUCGUAAAGAUAAUAAACCUGUAAGAGCUGUCAUUAUGAAAAUUAAUAGUAAUUGGGGCAAACCUGGCUACACUUGUUUGUAUAGAUUUCGUGUUCAUGGGGAUCCUGUAGAUAAAUUAGAAAAUUAA
This is a messenger RNA of Entrophospora sp. SA101, 1635 nucleotides long. Lineage: Eukaryota; Fungi; Glomeromycota; Glomeromycetes; Entrophosporales; Entrophosporaceae. The record is from the annotation of a GenBank genome assembly.